AUGGGGAAGAAGAGGAAGAACAAGCAGCGCAACAACAAGCAAGGAGGCGGAGGACAGUACUGGAAGCGUCCCCGUCGUGAAAAGUACUGGAUCGAAGACUGCCGAGACACCAAAGGAGUUGUUCCAAGUGAUGCUCGUCUGACACUGCUCAUCACAAGGAGCGAUCUCGAAGACGCCUUUCGCCACGCCAAGGCAAAGGAAAGAUCCAAAGACGAUCAAUCCCAUACCUCUGAUGGAAACCAAGAGAAUUUGUCUCUGAAAGUGAAAGAGGCUUCUGCUGUCCGCGAAGAAGACACAGAGAAGAAUGCAUGCAAGGAAGACACUGAUUCCAACACGUCUCAAAAGGAUAAAGAGACCAAUACAAACGAUACAAUAGCUGGACAGUCUCUCAAUUCUGCAUCUCAAGAUGAUCAAGAUGAAGCAUGCCAACAACUAAAAGAGCACCCAGCACCACAUUCUGUUCCUGAUGAACCUCCAAAGGAGACAACCGCGAGAAAUGAAGAAGAUCCAGCAACAAGCUUAGCUGGGCUCCAGGAUGUCACUGAUAAAUCCCAUUGUGAAGAGUCGCCCUUCCCUUCGAAUCCAGGAGGAAAUCCAAAGGACAACUUGGCAGGGAACGGGGAUGAGAGUGAUGAAUCUGAUACUUCAGAGUCGCCCUUUCCUUCAAAUCCCGAUGAAAAUGUUCCGAAGAAGAAGAAGGCAAAGAAGAAAAACAUUUGUAUUCGUCUUGAUGCUUCUUUCAAGAAGGACGUAAAAAAGUUUGCGAGACAGAAUUAUCAAAACUUGUCGGACGGCGAUUGUGGCGAUGGUAUCAAAAACCCAUUCCCAAAACAUGUUGUGGCUGACAAAUAUUGGGCUCAACGGCACCGCCUGUUUUCUCGAUUUGACCACGGUGUUCAAUUGGACGCAGAAAGCUGGUUUUCUGUCACACCGGAAAAAAUUGCCAAUCACAUUGCCGAUAAGGUGGUAGAGAAAUCAACAGCAGCAAAAUCAGAAGGUGGGCUUGUUGUGCUGGAUCCAUGUUGUGGAGCUGGAGGGAACUCCAUUGCCUUUGCAAAGCAGGCGGAGGUUUCUCUGGUUGUUUGCGUAGAUCUUGAUCCAUCCAAGCUCAAAUUGGCGGCACAGAAUGCAAAGAUAUAUGAGAUCCCACCCGACAAGUUGCUUUUUAUUUGUGGAGAUGUCUUUGAUGUGCUUGCUCAAUAUCUAAAUGGCAAACUCGUCAAAGCAAACGACAAUAAAGCCGGUGAUUUGACGACGGAUAUUCAUGGUUAUCGGCUCGGUGACGCCGACGCACUUCCUGAGACCAUCGGAUCCAUAUUCUUGAGCCCACCUUGGGGUGGGGUGAAUUAUGAAUCCAUUGGCUCCAAAAAGUUUGACUUGAAAUGCGUUCAAUUCAAUGGCGAACAAGAUGGCGAACAAUUGAUCGAGCACGCAGCCAGGGCUCUUCCACCAAAAACAGGGGCCAUAGCCUGCUUCUUGCCACGGAACACCAAUGGUUUUGAAGUGGGGUUGAGUGCAUUGAAAGUUGGAAUCUCUGGGACUCUGGAGGUGGAGCAGAAUAUGUUGAAUGACAAGUUCAAAGCCAUCACUUUCUACCUGGGAAAAGCCAAAGAGCACGUGUUACACCCCUCUUGA
Molecule: messenger RNA, 1635 nt
Organism: Seminavis robusta
Lineage: Eukaryota; Bacillariophyta; Bacillariophyceae; Naviculales; Naviculaceae
Source: the annotation of a GenBank genome assembly